AUAUAGAAGCUGCGCUGUUUCACUCUUCUUCUCAGUUCGUGUCUGUGAUCUGCAGUGCAUGGAUCUUAAAAAACAGGAGAGAGUCUACUUCUGCCUGAGAUUUGAGAGUUUUGUGUCAGAUGAGGAUGACCUCGUCAACAACAGAAGACUACAAUACUGGGGAUUGCCACAGUUAUGGAAGUCUGGAACAUCCAUGCAAAGAAAAGAAUAAGAGAGCCAUCAACUCAGAGCCAUUUAUGAAACCAAAAAUGACUUUCAAGCAGCUCGCGGAGCAACUUCUUGAAAAGAUCUUCUCACAUCUUCACAUCAAGGAACAUCAAGAUUCCCCAAAACCAACAGAUUUCACCUUAAAAGAGUCAAAGUUCGUCCUCAGAGAACUCGCAGCUGAGCUAGAUCAACUUCUUCAGCUUAAAAAUGUCUCCAUCCUGUCUGGAGUAGUUAAAGGUGAAAUCAGUGAGGAUGAGAGCCGGGCUGUGGUCCUGCAGUGGGCUGAUGAGCUGAAGAACCGACAGUCAGACAGGGACAAAAUGAAUUUAAACAAUCCUCACAGAGCAGAAGAAGCAGAAAAAACUCUUAAAAAAGAGCUUAAAAAGAAGCAAAAGGAGUCAGUGUGUUUUAGAGAGGAGUGUAAAGCGGUGGUGAAGGAUCUGUAUAAACAGUGGAAGAAAGGACACCUGGUCAACAUCCUGCCAGUGAUGGAUUUUAUCAUCAGAACUGCACUACAGGAUAACAUGUCUGAGGAAUCCAUUCUGAAGCAGUGGUUUAAGAGUGAAAAGAUGUUUAAAAAAGCAGGUGGCAUGCGUGUCCCAGACACAGUGUGGAAUUGGAUCACAAAACCAUCAGCUAACGUCACACUCGACCCAGAAACAGCCAAUCCAGACCUUCUACUGUCUGAAGAUGGAAAAGUUGUGAGAAGUAAGACUCACGAGGAAAGCAGCUUCCGCUCCUUUCUCUACAGAAGACCCUCAAAAUUUGAUGGUUGGACGUGUGUUCAGGCUGUAGAUGGGUUCUCUACAGGCAGGCAUUACUGGGAGGUUGAUGUAAAGUAUAAAAGUGAGUGGAGGAUAGGUGUAGUGAAGGAUUCUGCUCCCAGACACGGGUUUGUUAAUAUGAACACGACAGCAGGGUACUGGACUCUGCGUCUGCAGCUCGGCAGUCUUAUGGCUCUGACUAAUCCAGUCACCAAACUAAAUCAGCCCAAUCCCAGUAAGAUAGGAGUUUAUCUGGAUAUAGAAGAAGGUCAGGUUUCUUUCUAUGAGACGGAGCAAAGGAGACACAUUUACACCUUUAAAACUAACUUUAGGAAGAGUGAGAAAAUCUACCCUGUGUUCGGCACAGUGGAGACACACAGACCAUUGUGGAUUAUGUAGAUCUGAGAAACAUUUUUAAAAGUCUUAGAACACAGUCUAAAAUAUAAAAUGUGUGGGGUUUUUUU
Molecule: messenger RNA, 1435 nt
Organism: Astyanax mexicanus (Mexican tetra)
Lineage: Eukaryota; Metazoa; Chordata; Actinopteri; Characiformes; Acestrorhamphidae
Product: E3 ubiquitin-protein ligase TRIM39-like
Exons: 10
Coding region: 120-1370 (416 amino acids)
Molecular function (GO): protein binding
Source: RefSeq, a predicted model, not a curated record